AUGAGAAAUGGUUUAGUUUCCGUUCGUCAUUCGUGUCAUUUCUAUUUUUAAUUUCGGGCAGAAUUUAACAAUUUCGUGGCAUUGUGAACAAUGUCGUGAUGAUAACGCACACUCUCUUGCACGAUCAAAUUUGAUAAGUUUUGAUAUAUGCAGUUCGUCUUGGCCGGGGAGAUUUUUGAAAAAACGUAGAGAAGUGUGUCUACAUUUUCAAUUUUGUUUGUGUCACUGCAUGCACUGACAUUGCAAAAACACAAAAAGUAGACAUUCUAGUCAGUGAGGCCUCCAGAGGUCGUCUUCCAUGAAGAAUGUACACAAGCCACAGCUAUCCAUACCAGCUUAACGGCAACAACCAGCAACAACAACAACAACCACGCCCACACCCACCCUACCCACCACCACGGCAGCAGUUUCCAAAUCCCUACGCCCAACAGCAACAACCCCAACCCCCGCAGUACCAACCCCCAUCCACCCAGCCCCAGCCGCUUUUCCCGACUCAUCCUAAGAAAGCUCCGCAACCGCCUACUCAACAGCCCCCACAACAGCCCCAACCACUACCCUCUCAACCACCCCAGUACUCAGCCUUCACUCCGGGCACUCAGCCCUACACUCCGCCAGGCACUCAGCCCUACACCCCGCCAGGCACCCAGCCUGUGCCCAUGCCACGGUUGCAUGUACCACAGCCAGACCCAACACCGCAGACACAGAUGCCGGAUCAGGAGAUGGGAGACCCGAGGUUUGUGGAGCUGAUGAGCUUCAGCACGGAAGAUUUGACAGGGUUCCUUGAAGAUGAUGACAAAGUCAAUGAGAUGGUUCAGAACCUGGAGGAGGUGAAACAAAAGAAACUUGAUAAGGAGAUGUCGAUUGCUGAGAACAAAAGCCUGGCAGACUUUAACCUCUCGAGGGAGCCCCGCCUCACCGAAAGCCGGUCUCAGUAUAUCAUACGUCUACAGGAAGCGCAGAAAUGCAGGGAGUCACACAUGCUCGGCAAGGCAAAAUUAGAAUCAGUAAAAGAUCAGACGUCUUUGGACACUGCGCUAGCCUUGCUUCAAGCUGCCACUGCACGUGCAGAAGAGGAUUCAGAAGAAGUUGCAGAUGAAUUCCUGAAGGGGGACAUCACUGUGGACGACUUCCUUGAGAAGUUUAUGCCAAAGAGACAAACAGCUCACUUAAGACACAUCAAGUCAGAAAAGAUGCAGGAGAUAUUGACUAAGAGACAGCAGCAGCAAUCAGCUCCUCAAAGUGGAGCCACGCCAAAUUCAGCAAUGCCCCCAUACCCAGCCUCACAUCACCAGCAAUAUGCACCCCAAGGUAACCAGCCUUACGCACCCCAAGGUACCCAGCCGUACGGGUACCAUCCCCAGAGAUCAGCACCGAGGGCGCCGGUACCAUACCCAUAUGGGGGACCUCAGUAUGGACCAGGGGCACAAAGGAUGCCAACAUUAGGACCAUACCAACAGUAAAGCUCUCCUUGAACCAUGGGGUAAAACUGGGUACUAUUUUAAGAGGAGAACCCGUGAAAGGCCAUCUGGGUACUUUUGAGGGCCCUUUGGUAGACUCUAUGUGCUAAAUGGCUAUCGCCUCGACAUGUAUUAUAUGUCAACUGGGUACAUGCUGUGCUCACCUUGCAACCCAUAUUGGGUACCAUGAGAACGCCAUCUGGGUGCCAACUGGGUACCCUUUAUGGUGUCAACUAGCUGCAUUUCAAAUGUUGUAUGUUGUUUUCGGGUGUCUUGCUCUGGGUGCCGAUUGGGUGCCCUAUGCACCAACUGUCUGUCAUGGAGAUCUAGAAAUGGGUACCAUGUGGGUUACCAAUGGGUACAUGUACUGUCAGUGCUGUAUCUUUACUACAUUCAGUCGUCCAGAAUGUCAUCUGGGUACCCGCUUUGGGUGCCACACGGUCGUUUUGUUGGGGCUUUAAAGCACCCAUGAGAGAGUAAAGCCAAAGAUAAUGAAGAGGUUUCUUAAGUCUAUGGCAAAAUGAUUCAAAUUAAUGGGUUUUGUAAAGUGGCAUUGAAGAAAAAAACUAACAGAGAAAGUUCAAGUUGAAUCACAACUCCGCUGACAAAUUCAACUGUAUAACCAAAGACCAGGGAUAAAUCUUGUUAGAAAUAUGGCUGAAUGAAAAUUUUUUGUAAAAUUCCUUCCUGCAAAAAAUAUUUGUAAUAUUACUGGCGUCUUCUUCUUGUCUUGCACUGUGGAAUCUGAAACUACAUGUCAAGAUAAUACAUUUCAGGUUAUAGUAAGGUUUGCGGUAACACCAUGUAAUGAUAAUCUCAAAUUAAGUUGGGCUGGUUCUGAAAAGAACCGUUGGUUUCAACUCAACGUUUCAUGUUAUAAAAGAAGUUUGGUAUCGGAUUAUAUCUGUUGUUUUCUCCCUGCAAUGUACCUCUUUGUUAAACAAACUGUGCAAAGGCAUGUUUUCCAGUCUGAAUGUAAACGCUUGUUUUUUAACAAAUAUUUUGGAUAGAAAGUUGUAAAUUUUUAAUUGCUGCUAGCUCCUCAAUUAGGCCCCAAUUUCAUAAAGCUGCUUAAGAAGAAAAUAUUGCCUGACAAUAUUUUGCUUAGCAGAAAUGAGCAGGGUACCUGUCACAAACUGUACAUGUGACAUGGUAGUUUGGCUGGUAACCUUCAUCUGACUAUUUAUAUCCCCUCAAUUGGAGUUGAGGUUCCAAUGGUAACGAGUAUUCAGCCUUUGUUUGAAUGACAGUGCAAUCAUAUAAAGCAUUAUCUUGUUGAUAUAUCAUUGCAAUUGCCUCAAGCACAAAGUUUCCCUGACUUUCAGCAUCUUGCUGGUGCAGUAACUUUACCCUUAGCUCAUAGCUCUCAGCCAUCUCGUGCUAGAAACUGAUUAUUCUGAGAGUCUAUUGCAAAAAUCACUGAACGGCAAGUCAAAUAAAAUUGUUUUGUUCGUUGCAUGGCACCUUAUGAUUAACUUGUGGCAACUGUUGACCUAAUUUGAUAUAUUGGCCAUUCUCAACAAUUAGACCAAAUAAUACAAAACAUGUCUGUAGUUUUGCCCUACAAACUAUUAUCAGCCAAUGAAAGGUCUUCCUUUGAUCAUGCGCAAACGUCCCAACUCAAAAAUGUCUGUUUCUUAUGAAAUCAUUUUUGGAAGCUACUAUGUACGGAUAUGAAUAUAACCUGUCCUCCGAUCUCAGCCUCUUUUUACACUAUCAUUCUGUUUUUAUGGCAAACAGCUUAUCUCUGUACUUCCUUUCUCAAAAUGUAAUUCUUCGAGUUCGGCUGUUUUGCUGUGGAAAAGCGUCACUUUUUUUAGCACGCAUUGUCAUGUGUACAAGGUCUCUUGUUUUUUCUACGUGCAUGUCAGUUUUAACCCCAGCUUGGUCCUGCAUGAAUAUUAUUCCUUACUGGUUGGCUUUGCUCGUACUGUACUACAUGUAAUUACUAACUGCCAUUCAUUACUCAUGUAUCAUAUUGUAUAGCUUCUACAUGCUCUAGAGUCAAAAUAUUCACAUGUCAGCCAAUAAUUUAGAUAAUUUAGCAGCCUUGUCCAUUGUUCUUUUCACGAAACCACAAGCCAGGCAUGUAACAGCUUCAUGUGUCAAUGUACAUGUAUAUUCAGUUAAGUUUGCGGUAACACCACAUGUAAUCUACUUUGCUGUGUAGAUUUGUUCUUGAGAACUUGUCUUUCUAUUUAUUCUAAAUGCUGUAGAGAAGAAUUUCAGAGUUCAGGCAUGUCAGGGGACUACUUAGUUCUGAAAAAGAACUGUCCUGCUUAUUAAGUACUACCAGAUGAGGUAGGAGGUAGUGAAUUGGCCGAAUUACUACUUUCGCUUUUAUAGUGGAUUGAGGGUAAUUCACGUUAUUAACCUCAUGCCGUGGAGUGAAUUUUUAAUUCGUCUCAGCCUGCUCUAGUCAUCAUCAGGAGACUGUCUGAAUAUACAAUGAUACCUCACCCUGCAAUGCCUCAAAACUCAUAUCGUGUGGGGUCGAUAAAGUUUUGCACCAUCAUGGAAGAAGCUCAGUGAACUCCAUGUGCACACAUCCCUCUCUGGAGUGGCAUGGAUCUGUGACCUGCAGCCGAUUUCACGAAACCCUGGGAUUAAUCCUAUCUCGAGUUAGGACGAGUAACUAGUCCUAACUUA
This is a messenger RNA of Asterias rubens (European starfish), 4106 nucleotides long. RefSeq names its product vacuolar protein sorting-associated protein 37B-like. Gene Ontology annotation, cellular component: ESCRT I complex. The transcript has 6 exons. Lineage: Eukaryota; Metazoa; Echinodermata; Asteroidea; Forcipulatida; Asteriidae. The record is from RefSeq and is a predicted model, not a curated record. Bases 306 to 1460 code for a protein of 384 amino acids. Gene Ontology annotation, biological process: ubiquitin-dependent protein catabolic process via the multivesicular body sorting pathway; protein targeting to membrane; protein targeting to vacuole.